AUGUUGCAGACUCCUAAGAAACACACCAAAACCCACUCCACGUAUGCGUUCGAGAGCAACACCAACAGCGUGGCCGCGUCUCAGAUGAGAAACGCCCUCAACAAAUUGGCCGAUUCCGCCAAAGACGAGCAAGUGCGCGCCAAGUGCGAAGUAGAGCUCGACUCGUUCUUCACACUGUUCAGACGGUAUCUGGUCGAAAAAGCGUCCGGAAACACCCUGGAAUGGGACAAGAUCAAGUCGCCAAACCCGGAAGAAGUGGUCGAGUACUCCGUUAUCGAGCAACAGCCGGAAACCGUGGCCAAUCUCAGCAAACUGGCCGUUUUGAAGCUCAACGGUGGUCUCGGAACGUCCAUGGGCUGCGUCGGCCCCAAAUCUGUCAUCGAGGUCCGCGACGGCAACACGUUUUUGGACCUGUCCGUCAGACAGAUCGAAUACCUCAACAGACAAUACGACAGCGACGUGCCACUGCUGUUGAUGAACUCGUUCAACACGGACUCCGACACCGCCCAUCUCAUUAAGAAAUACACCGCCAACCGCAUCCGCAUCCGCUCUUUCAACCAGUCCCGUUUCCCCCGCGUGUUCAAAGAUUCGCUUUUGCCCGUGCCCUCGUCCUACGACGAAGAUCUCGACUCCUGGUAUCCACCAGGUCACGGUGACCUGUUCGAGUCUCUGCACGCGUCGGGUGAGCUCGAUGCUUUGAUUGCACAAGGCCGCGAUAUCUUGUUCGUGUCCAACGGUGACAACUUGGGUGCUACCGUUGACCUUAAGAUCCUCAACCACAUGAUCGAGACCGGCGCCGAAUACAUCAUGGAAUUGACCGACAAGACCAGAGCCGAUGUGAAAGGUGGUACUUUGAUCUCAUACGACGGUCAAGUCCGUUUGCUAGAAGUCGCACAAGUGCCAAAGGAGCACGUUGACGAAUUCAAGAAUAUUCGUAAGUUCAAGAACUUCAACACCAACAAUCUAUGGAUCAAUUUGAAAGCUAUUAAGAAAUUGAUCGAGUCUAGUACUUUGCAAAUGGAGAUCAUUCCAAAUCAAAAGACUAUCACCAGAGGUGGCCACGACAUCAACGUUUUGCAACUGGAAACCGCUUGCGGUGCUGCCAUUAGACAUUUCGAGGGCGCUCACGGUGUGGUGGUCCCCAGAUCCCGUUUCUUGCCCGUAAAGACCUGUUCUGAUUUGUUUUUAGUGAAAUCCGAUCUGUUCGAAUUGGAGCACGGUGCUUUGAAACUCGACCCUUCAAGAUUCGGGCCCAAUCCACUCAUCAAGUUGGGCUCGCAUUUCAAAAAAGUUUCGGGCUUCAAUGCGCGUGUUCCUCAUAUCCCCAAAAUUGUCGAAUUGGACCAUUUGACCAUUACGGGUAACGUGUUUUUGGGCAAAGGUGUCACUUUGAAAGGUACCGUCAUCAUCGUUUGUUCCGAGGGCCAGAAAAUUGAUAUUCCUAACGGCUCCGUUUUGGAGAACGCUGUUAUCACCGGUAAUUUGCAAAUCCUAGAGCAUUAG
Messenger RNA from Lachancea meyersii CBS 8951, 1503 nucleotides. NCBI's taxonomy places the organism in Eukaryota, Fungi, Ascomycota, Saccharomycetes, Saccharomycetales, Saccharomycetaceae. The record is from the annotation of a GenBank genome assembly.